Messenger RNA from Contarinia nasturtii (swede midge), 1640 nucleotides. It is a transcript of the gene Fkbp59, whose product is annotated as FK506-binding protein 59. The coding region runs from base 134 to 1522 and encodes 462 amino acids. The record is from RefSeq and is a predicted model, not a curated record. The transcript has 9 exons. Lineage: Eukaryota; Metazoa; Arthropoda; Insecta; Diptera; Cecidomyiidae. Gene Ontology annotation, molecular function: peptidyl-prolyl cis-trans isomerase activity; protein binding.
ACAUUUUUAUAUAGCUACCACAGUCUUUUGAUAUCACAUUUGUUUGCGGUGCAGGUAUCUAGAAACAUCUCCACAAUUCAACUAAUUUCAUCAAAUUCUAUUUAUUUAUCAAAAAAAAAAAUUGUAAUACAAAAUGGUCGAAGACACUAAAAAAUCUGAAGAACAAAUUGAUUUGUCUGGCGAUGGUGGCGUUUUGAAACGGAUUCUAGAAAACGGUUCCACCGAUGAACAGCCAUCGACUGGUUGUAAAGUGUCACUUCAUUAUACUGGUACAUUGGAAAAUGGUACACAAUUUGACUCUAGUGUUGAACGCAAUGAACCGUUUGAAUUCGAACUGGGCAAAGGCGUUGUUGUGAAGGGAUUUGACAUGGGUGUUGCAUCGAUGAAAAAAGGUGAAAAGGCGGUGUUCACCUUUACAUCUGAAUAUGGUUACGGUGCGGCAGGUAGUCCACCAAAUAUUCCACCAAACGCCACAUUAAUCUUUGAGAUUGAGCUGUUGGAUUUCAAGCCCGAAGACCUUAGUCCCAAAUCAAACGGUGCCAUUUUACGAUAUGUUCUUAAAAAAGCCGUCACACGUAAAACACCAAAUGAUGGAUCUUCGGUAACAGUUAAUUUAUCCGGUUCGUAUGAGGGACGUGUGUUCGAUGAACGUACCCUUACAUUCAACAUUGGCGAAGUUCCACAUGACGAAGUCAUCGAAGGUGUUCAAAAAGCCCUUACACAUUUCGGUAAAAGCGAAACAUCGAGAUUGAUCAUCAAGCCGGAGUAUGCUUUUGGCGCAGCAGGAAAUGAACAAUUCGGAAUACCACCCAACGCAACCGUCGAAUACACUGUUACACUUAAUGAAUUCGAACGUGAGCCUGAAUCAUGGAAAUUGAAUGCAGAAGAGAGUUUGGAACAUGCAAAGGUGGUGAAGGACAAAGCAACUGCUUAUUUGAAGCAAAAUGAAUACAAGUUAGCAAUUAAAUUGUACGAGAAAUCAAACUCAUUCCUAUCAAAUUGCACUACAUCGAAAGGUGCUUGUGAAGAAGCACAAGCGGUGAAAGCAGCUGUACACUCCAACAUUGCCCUGUGUUAUUUGAAACUAAAUAAUUAUUACGAUGCUAAGAAAGCGUGUGAGACUGUAUUAGAAAUCGAUCCGAAAAAUGUUAAGGCAUAUUUCCGUCGUGGUACAAGCUUGUUUGCGACCGGCGAUGCGAAAUCUGCUUUAGAUGAUUUUUUGAAGGUGCAAGAGUUGGAGCCCGAUAACAAAGCCGCUACCAAUCAGAUCACAUUGUGUAAGGCAAAGAUCAAGGAAGAAAACGACAAAGAAAAGAAAUUGUACGCGAAUAUGUUCUCGAAAUUUGCCGAAGCUGAUGCAAAGAAGGAAGAGGACAACAAAGUGGACUACAAUUUCGAAUCAUGCGGUGAAUGGAACAAUGAUUUUGUUGCCUUAAAUGGUGGCAGCGAAAAUGAAGCCGACCGACUAAAACAAGCCAGUCAAGUACUAGACGAUGUAAAUCGCAACGUAGUCAUGAUUUAAGAACAAACUUUGCCAUAUUUACCAUUUAAAUUAUUGUCAUACACAUAUUCAUUCCAAUGCUUUUGAAUCAAUUCCAAUCAUCAUUCACUUCAUAAUAAAUGUUCAGCAGUAAUCUAGA